CUUCUUGCCCAUUCACCAAGGAAAGGGGAACAUGACGAAGGGAAGACAUGGACGGUGAGGGGGAGCUGGAGCAGCGCAUCGACGCUCGCAAAGAGGUCCGCAAGGCCGAGCGUGAUCCCUGGAAUCGGCUCAACAGCAUCGUCCAGGAUGCAGAAUGGGUCUCGAGCAUUGCAUCGAGCCUCUUUCCAUAUCUCCCGACGGUGGCAAACCUGAGAUGCGGGGCAUGGUAUCUACCUUCGAUGGAGCGAGGCUGCUACUUUAAAUCCACCGAUGGCCACACCCACCAGUGGGCCUUCAGCCUCAAGCGGUACAAUCUACCGCUGCUCGAGCUCAUCCUUGCGCGUGGGGGAUGCGUCGUGGUGGACUCGACGCGGCGGGGCAAGUCCCUGCCAGACGCCCUGUCCAAGACGCUGCCGAUCUGGUGUGCGGUGCUGAACCGAGCUUCAUCGAGACGGUACGGCUGUCCUGCAACGGCGGAGACUUGCAGGCUAAAGACGCCAAAGGAUGUCGUCAGUCCGUCGGAGCAUGCCCAGAUCGAGGACAGGGUUGAGGGUUGGGUCGAGGCACUAUUGCAGUCGGACCUGCCCAUUGUCAAGCUUGAUAAGCCGCUGAGGCCGCUUUUUGUGACGCCGAGCCGGAUCGACGAGGAAGAGAAAGACGUCUAUCCAGUCGUGGCGCUCUCGGCGUCGGUCAUGGUCGACGAUACUCCCGAGCUUGUUUCUCUGUCUCCGAGCCAACAUUGUGCUCUCCAAAGGAGGGUCCAAGCUCAAACACAACCUAGGCGUACGGAUGACGAUGACAAGCUCCAAAGAGUUGAGCUCAUCGACAGGCAGUUCAUCUACGUUCAAGGCUCUGGCGAUGACGAAGAAGCCUGGGCCCAGGGCCUCACGCCAUCGCUCUUUUGGCAGCGGGACAAUCUCGAGGCGAUUCUUGCAUCGGGUGGUCCAGAGCAGUGUCAGUGCAUUCUACGAGACAUUGAGGCCAAGAGCAAGGGUCUCACCGCCAUCAGACUGGAUGAAGAGCAAGGGGACACGAAUGUAAAGGGGACCCCUCUAUUUCUAGGCCGCCGAAUCCAGGGCCACGCUUUCUCAAAAGGGGAGAAGGACCGCUUCGAUGUCAUUUUCUUCAUGGAUGACACUCCUUCUGUUUCUGAUGAAGAGGAGGAGGAAACUAACGCGGAACAAAUCCACCGCCUCGGUCUCCAACCUGGGAAAAGGGGCCUGAAUGGCUUCCGAGCGGUUCUUGAGGCAUGGCUGCCCCGUAUCCAGCGUCAACUAGUUGAUCAGCGAUGCAAAGGCAUCCUCUUUUGCUCGACGGACGCAGACAAACAUGCCGACCUCGCCGCUUCCUUUGCCAUUGCUGUCCUGGCGCGCUGCUUUGACGCCUCAAGAGAGCUGAUUGCCCGUGGCGAAAGAGAAAUCGGAAAGGACGACGUUCGCAGGAGGAUGCAGUGGCUUGUCACCGACGUGCCCUGGUCGAACCCGUCGAGGAGUCAUCUGCUGAGGGUGAACCAGGUGCUUUUGAGUCCUGGUCAUCGACCAUCUUGCAAUGCCUCCUCAUAAUCACUCUGUACACUACGCAAGACGAAACG
Acaromyces ingoldii is the source of this 1591-nucleotide messenger RNA. Its product is annotated as initiator tRNA phosphoribosyl transferase. NCBI's taxonomy places the organism in Eukaryota, Fungi, Basidiomycota, Exobasidiomycetes, Exobasidiales, Cryptobasidiaceae. Gene Ontology annotation, biological process: charged-tRNA amino acid modification. The coding region runs from base 48 to 1562 and encodes 504 amino acids. The record is from RefSeq and is a predicted model, not a curated record. The transcript is spliced from 2 exons. Gene Ontology annotation, cellular component: cytoplasm. Gene Ontology annotation, molecular function: tRNA adenosine(64)-2'-O-ribosylphosphate transferase activity.